GGGGGCGGCCGCCGCAGCCCAUUGGCCGGCAGCGGAGUGUCGGUGAAGUCAGCGCCGAGUCCCAGAAAAACAGAGCGGGGCCAACUGCAGCGUGUAGUGCGAGUGGAGCAGGACGCGCGCCGCCCGCCCGCCCGGAGACCCGCAAGGAGCUGGCAUUUGUUGGAAGAGUUUGUGAAACCUUCUCUCUGCCCAGAGCUCAAGACCAAUGCAUCCCACCACCUUAAACCACUGAGCAUUUCGGAGCCCCAGUAGCAGAAGACUUGUCCUGUUACCACCAUGAGCUCUGAAUGUGACGUUGGUGCUUCUAAAGCUGUGGUCAACGGGCUGGCGCCAGGCAGCAAUGGGCAGGACAAAGACAUGGAUCCUACAAAAAUCUGCACAGGGAAGGGAGCAGUGACUCUCCGGGCCUCGUCUUCCUACAGGGAAAUCCCGAGCAGCGGCCCCACAAGCCCUCAGGAAACCCCGCAGCAUGAGAGCAAGCCAGUUCUGGACUCAGAGACUCCCUCAGCAGAUGAGUGGAGGCUUUCUUCCAAUGCGGAUGCCAAUGGAAACGCCCAGCCCUCCUCACUUGCCGCCAAGGGCUACAGAAGUGUGCAUCCCAACCUUCCUUCCGACAAGCCCCAGGAUUCAGGCCCUCUACUAAAUGAAGUUUCUUCAUCCCACGUGGGAACCGAUCCCCAGAGCUCUGCGCCAGCUAGCAAGCCAUCUUCUGCCUACCCCUCUACGACAAUUGUCAAUCCUACUAUUGUACUCUUGCAACACAACCGAGAACAGCAAAAACGACUCAGUAGCCUUUCAGAUCCUGUCUCAGAAAGAAGAGUGGGAGAGCAGGACUUGGCACCAACGCAGGAGAAACCCACCUCACCUGGAAGGGCUACUGAGAAAAAGGCAAAGGAUGACAGUAGACGGGUGGCCAGGAGCGCUCAGGACCUGAGCGAUGUUUCCAUGGAUGAUGUGGGCAUCCCACUCCGGAACACCGAGAGAUCCAAAGACUGGUACAAGACCAUGUUUAAACAGAUCCACAAACUAAACAGAGAUGAUGAUUCAGAUCUGUACUCACCUCGGUACUCCUUUUCUGAAGACACAAAAUCUCCCCUUUCUGUGCCUCGCUCAAAGAGUGAGAUGAGCUACAUCGACGGUGAGAAGGUGGUUAAGAGGUCGGCCACGCUUCCCCUCCCAGCCCGCUCUUCCUCACUAAAAUCAAGCCCAGAGAGAAACGACUGGGAGCCCCCAGAUAAGAAAGUGGAUACAAGGAAAUACCGCGCAGAACCCAAAAGCAUUUACGACUACCAGCCGGGCAAGUCUUCUGUUCUGACCAACGAAAAGAUGAGUCGGGAUAUAAGCCCAGAAGAGAUAGAUUUAAAGAAUGAACCUUGGUAUAAAUUCUUUUCGGAAUUGGAGUUUGGGAAACCGCCUCCCAAAAAGAUAUGGGAUUAUACUCCUGGAGACUGCUCUAUCCUUCCUAGAGAGGAUAGAAAGACUAAUCUAGAAAAAGAUCUCAACCUCUGCCCAGCAGAGUUAGAGGCACAUUUAGAAAACACGGAGAUGCUUAAUAAAAACCUGUCCCAGAGCUCGGCAGUCAGCCCCAGCCUGGAUAUUUCUGCGGAGGCUCCUGGAUAUAUCUAUUCUUCCAACUUCCACGCAGUGAAGAAGGAAUCAGAUGGGGCUCCCGGGGAUCUCGCUAGCUUGGAGACUGAGAGGCAGAUUUACAAGAGCGUCUUGGAAGGUGGAGACAUCCCUCUCCAGGGCCUGAGCGGGCUCAAGCGACCCUCCAGCUCAGCCUCCACUAAAGUGGAUCGUAAAGGUGGGAAUGCUCACAUGGUUUCUUCAUCUUCAGUUCCUAGCCGAAUGGUUAGCUCUAGCAAUGCAUUAGGCCCCAUGUGUAAGCACAAGAAACCCCUGUCCGCUGCAAAGGCCUGCAUUUCGGAAAUCCUUCCCUCCAAAUUCAAACCCAGGCUCUCCGCUCCCAGCGCUCUUUUACAGGAACAGAAGAGUGUCUUAUUGCCGGCAGAAAAGGCUCAGAGCUGUGAGAACCUUUGUGUUUCACUGUCUCUGAAUGAUUCCAAAAGAGGUCUCCCCCUCCGAGUGGGGGGGAGCAUCGAGAACCUGCUCACGCGCUCCCGGCGGGACUGGGACAGCAAGUCGAGCAGCACCGUGAGCCUCCAGGAAUACGGCACCGGCACCAGGAGGCCCUGCCCUCUCUCCAGAAAGGCUGGGAUGCAGUUCACCAUGUUAUACCGGGACAUGCACCAGAUCAACCGAGCCGGUCUCUUCCUGGGCUCCAUCUCCUCCUCAAGCGUGCGAGACCUUGCCUCCCACUUCGAAAGGAACAGCCUGGCGUUGGCCAGGGGCGAGCUGGGCUCUAGCCAGGAGGGCUCGGAACACAUCCCCAAGCACACGGUCUCCUCCCGCAUCACGGCAUUUGAGCAGCUGAUUCAGCGGUCGAGGUCCAUGCCGUCCCUGGACCUGUCCGGGAGGCUAAGCAAGUCCCCCACGCCUGUGCUGUCCCGGAGUGGCCUGACCUCAGCCCGUUCAGCUGAAUCCCUCCUGGAGUCGACCAAGCUGCGACCCCGGGAGAUGGACGGGAUGAACCCGGGGGGGCUCUAUGCCACCCCAACAUGCAGCAACAUGGUCGAGCCCCCCUUGGGCUUCAGGGGCCUUACGCCUUCUGAGCCCCUCUCUGCCUGCUCCGACGAGCUCGACCACUGUUCAAACAUCUCCAGCGACAGCAGAGAGGGCAGCAGCAGCAGUGUCCACGGAGACUUUCCCAAGCACCGCCUCACCAAGUGCAAGGGCACCUGCCCGGCCUCGUACACCCGAUUCACCACCAUCCGAAAGCACGAGCAGCAGCAGACGUCCAGACAGUCCGACUGGCGCCCAGAUCUCAGAGGGGACAGGAGCACGCUCCUCAGGAACAUCUACCUAAUGAGCCCCCUCCCUUUCCGAUUGAAAAAGCCCCUCCAGUCCCACCCUAGGCAGCCUUCCCCUGGUGACUUCUCAGCUCCUCAGGCCGGCCAGAAGCCAGACCUCCCCAGCCAGCCCCAGCAGGACAAGACCCCCUCCGGGGGGAAGCCCUCGGUUCCCAAACGCCUGUCUUCCCGACACACCAUGGCGAGGCUGGGCCGGAUCUCGGAGCCCCCUCAGGGGAGACCCGCAGUCCCAGAUGAUUGCCUGAGGGCCUUUCAUAAUGGCAACUCCGUGCCGUACUCAGACCCCGGCCUGGACAGGAACAACAACCCACACAGUGAACUGGGAACAUCCCUCGGAGAUUCGGAGUCACCAAGGCAUUUUAUACCUGCUGAUUAUUUGGAAUCCACGGAAGAAUUUAUUCGGAGGCGUCAUGAUGAUAAAGAGAAACUUUUAGCGGACCAGAGACGACUUAAGCGUGAGCAAGAAGAGGCCGAUAUCGCAGCUCGUCGCCACACGGGCGUCAUCCCGACGCACCAUCAGUUUAUCACUAAUGAGCGCUUUGGGGACCUCCUCAAUAUAGACGAUACGGCCAAAAGGAAAUCUGGGUCAGAGAUGAGACCUGCCAGAGCCAAAUUUGACUUUAAAGCUCAGACCCUCAAGGAGCUUCCUCUGCAGAAGGGGGACAUCGUGUACAUCUACAAGCAGAUCGACCAGAACUGGUAUGAAGGAGAGCACCACGGCCGGGUGGGCAUCUUCCCGCGCUCCUACAUCGAGCUUCUUCCUCCUGCUGAGAAGGCUCAGCCCAAGAAGUUGGCACCGGUGCAGGUUUUGGAAUACGGAGAAGCUGUUGCCAAGUUCAACUUCAAUGGUGAUACGCAAGUAGAAAUGUCCUUCAGGAAGGGUGAGAGGAUCACGCUGCUCCGACAGGUGGACGAGAACUGGUACGAAGGGAGGAUCCCAGGAACGUCCCGGCAGGGCAUCUUCCCCAUCACCUACGUGGACGUGAUCAAGCGGCCCCUGGUCAAAAAUCCCGUGGAUUACAUUGACCUGCCUUUCUCCUCCUCCCCAAGUCGCAGUGGCACCGCGAGCCCACAGUUUGCCAGUCACAGCAAGCUCAUCGUGCCGGCCCCCUCAUCCCUGCCCCACCCCCACCGAGCCCUGUCCCCUGAGAUGCACGCUGUCACCUCUGAGUGGAUCUCCCUGACUGUUGGGGUCCCAGGCAGGCGGCCUCUGGCCCUGACCCCACCCCUGCCUCCUCUUCCAGAAACUUCUGUCUAUAACACGGACCCCCUCUCCUCGUGGGCGAGACCGGGUUCCUCUCUCUCUCUCAGCCUUCCUCAUUCGAGCUGGUCCGAUCGAUCCACCCCACGCUCGCUGGCUUCCCCGCUGGCCUUUCCUCCCUCCCACAAAGCUGCCUCCUUGGCACCCGGAGCCCCCACCUUCCUUCACGUCAAUGGGGACAGUGGUAUCCACGUGCCACCCCCAGGUGUCCACCAGGAUAGCUUCCCGCAGCUGCUGCCAGGGAGCUCUGAUAGGGUCAUCUCGGAGCUCAGCAACGCCUUUAGCAGCCAGGGUAAGCGGCAGCCGAGGCGAGAAGAGCGCGGACAGUGUGAGAGGAGAGCAGAGCGGGAGGCAGGUGAGAGAUACCCCGGAGCACCCAGGAUCUCUAAGAAGAGCUGCUUGAGACCUUCAGACGUGGUCAGGUGCCUGAGCGCGGACCAGAGACUCUCGGACCUCCGUGCGCCCGAGGAGAGCCAGCCCGGCAAGCCCCCGGGUAGCCCUUUUCCAGGAAGGGAGGCUGAGCAGACAGAGCUGCAUAGAGGUGGCGAGCAGGCCGAGAGGAGGGCCGCUCGGAGUGCGGGGAGCCAGCAACCUCAAGCCCAGCAGCGAAGAGUCACCCCAGAUAGGAGUCAAACCUCACAAGAUUUGUUUAGCUACCAAGCAUUGUAUAGCUAUAUACCCCAGAAUGAUGAUGAAUUGGAACUCCGAGAUGGAGAUAUUGUUGAUGUCAUGGAAAAAUGCGAUGAUGGAUGGUUCGUUGGUACUUCAAGAAGGACAAGGCAAUUUGGUACUUUUCCAGGCAACUAUGUAAAGCCUUUGUAUCUAUAAGAAGAUUGAAAACCGGAGAUUAUUUUUUAUUGGAGGAUGAAGCAUAACUCAUGAACUGGUCUUUUUAUUUAAACGUUGAGUCGGUAGGAAAACUAAUGUAGUGGAUAAAGUAAGAAGCAAAAGAGAGGGACAGAGAAGUAUUGUGUCUAAAGCCCGAGUCUGUCUACGCUGACAGCAUAUCAGGCAAGCCGGACUGAGGAAAAAGGAAUGAGGCAAGUCUGUAUUUACUUAGCUGCUUCUGGGAGCCACUCCAAGCCUUCCCCGCCUCUCCCCUUCUUGGGUAAUCUGACCUGUAACACAGUCCAGGAUCAGUGAGGUCAGAAAUGCCUCUUGCUGCCCUGGCCUUGACCAGCUCUGGCUCGACGUGGCCAUUUAGCCAGAAGCAGCCCUCGGGACACCAGGCAGAUCCCCAGCCGUUCUCCAAAGGCUCCGUACCCCAGCCAUCCCAGAGCCCACCGGUUUCCCAACGUUGCUGGAAAUCUGCUUAGGCAGCCGAGGCCUCCCCUGGACAGUGGUGGAGGCUACGAGGCUCUCCAAGACCAUGUGCCUCGUUCCUGGGGAACAUGGGGCAAUGGAGGGAGCAUGAAGGUGCCUUGUGCACUGAGCCUGCAUGCACCAUGGCCCUCGACGCCCCUGGUGUUCAGACAGAAAAGCACAUGAGGUUUGCUGGUGGAAGUGGGGUGCCCAGGUCAGGUAGUUAAAGUUGUGUUUCCAAGUGGUAACGUUAGGAAGUUCUGUAGCUAUCAAGGUCGCUUGCGACGUGACCCUUUCCCAUAUCACUGACUUUUGUAAAUGGUUACCUUCGGCACAAUUUCAUUUACCAGAUUGCCAGUGCUAACCUUUCUUUUCUGGAUUGUUUUUGGUCAGGGCAUUUUGAGGUGGCUAGGCCUGUUCUCUCAGAGAACCAGGGAUGGCGUUCAGUGAAUUGUUGAACAGACACCAUCGCAUGCUGGACGCUGGCGCCACCGAGGAGCAGGACAUGCCCCACGCCCUACACUCACUGUGUCCUCAUUUGUACUCCCCGAAGCAGGUUCAGGAACCGCCCACAAGGUAGUCACCCAGGGUCCCCACCCUGGUGAGGCUUCUUUUCAGAGCAGAAGGCACAGAGGCUGUGGCCCUAUGUGCGAGGUAGUGAUUCUGCUGCUCCCAGGAGGUCUGUCCUCUGUGGGGUCACGUGGGAGAAAGGAGGCCCCUGUGACACCCCGAGUGCUCAGUCACAACUCCAUCCAUCUUGAGGAUGUUGGUCAGCCUCUCUGUUAGGUCCCUUGAAGAAAUAGGGACUGGCCCAUCUGCCUGUCGGGAACUCACAGGUGACGGGAGAGGCAGACACACAAAACUACUGGGUCAAGAGAGACUGUGAUAUGUGCUGAGAAGGGUAUGAGAGAGGAGGAGGUUAUCUUUCCCUGGAGAGACUCUAGAAAGCAUUGUCGUGUUUCUCUCUCCAUGAGCUCACUCUUGAACAACUAGGCUGCUGGAAGAACCUUUGUCUGAGGGUAGUUUAUGGCCAGAAAUUGUUGGAACUGUUUCCAGAGUCUUCAGACUCUCAUCCUCCCCCACAAAUACACAUCCAAGGUCACAAAUAAAAAGAGCAUUUCUAGGUAGGUGGACUGUGUACGGGAAUCCUGGCUCUCUGCAUAUAGCUCAGAAUUGCCCCCCAACCAUUGUCCCAGAGUCUGGAGUCCUUACAAGGAGGCAGAGUCUGUCUUCAGUGCCUCUGCCUUCUGUCUCUGCCACUUACCUGCCACCCAUCAGCUCUGCACCCCUGAGCCCCCAUCAGACAGCCUCAUUCUCUCCCUGUCCUCCUUUCAAGUCCUUGUCUCAGGAAAGAAAAUGCUGCUGACUCCUUCACACUAGAGUGUAAAUGACUGAAAAGAGGAAUGUGUUAACUUCUUCCUGGAGACAUUUGUUUUUAACUAGGACAGAGAAGAGCCUUAACCCCAAGGGAUGAGGCUAUGGAACUAAUGGUGGGGGUAGGGGGGCCAGUGGUGGGGGAGGAGCUUCCUGGGUAGAAGGAGCCUCUCUGAGUCUUUGAAUCAGACUCCCUGGAAGUCUGGAAGGUCCACUUCCCCCGGGGGGUGCUGUUUGACUCUCUCUGAGGGAAUAUAGUGCAAGUGCAUAUGCACGUGCGUUUUGCACGACAGCAUUUCACUCAUUUUUGGAAUGUUAACUCCUAUAUUGGCUAACAUGUUUCCUGGUCUGUCAUAGAUGCAAACCAUUAAUAAUAAUCUUAAUCUAAUAGUUCUGUUUUUGUUUUAUUUUUUUUUGAGGGGUGCUUCUUGAUUCAGUAGGUAAUUUUGAACACCUCUUUAAAUACAGCUAGAAAAUAAAACCAAUUUGUAAAGCCACAUUCACGUAUGAUGCCAGCCUCACGCAUUUGUAGAUCUCCAGAAACCCAGGUAUGCCUCACCGAUUUGCCAGUCUUUAAGAAAAUCAUGUCAAAAUUUGCAUCAAACUUCAGCUUCCUAUGUAUGACAAAACAAGGAACCAAGGUUUCCAAUUGCUCUUUUGUCCUCAGACAUUUAGUAAUAUAAAAUACCUAUUUUUAUGCGAGAUAUUUAUACAGGUUUAUUAAUAGCAAGCGCAACUAACUGGCACCAUGCCUUGCAACACAUUUUGAUAUAUUCGCCAUGCUUCUGGGUAAAGGCAAGCCCCAACUACUUACUUUUGCAGUCUCUCUCGGAUCAGUAAAAGAAAAAAAAAAUCAUAUGCAUAAGAAGUAGGACUGUAAAUAUGUAUAUUUAACUUUGUAUAGCCCAUGUACCUACUUUGUAUAGAAAAAUAAUUUUAAAAAUUUGAACUGAAGGGGGGUAAAAUAAGGAAGUCAUGAAGCUUUUUGCAUUUUUAUUUAAAUGAAGGAAUUCCAAAUAAUUCAUCUGCAGAUUUUUAGCACAAAAAUAGCCAUUGUAAAGUGUUAAAAUUUCCAAUAAUCAUUCUUUCUGGGAGAGAAGGUCAUUGUUAUCUCAGUUAUAGGUUUUUUUGUUUUUUUAAUAUCGUUUUUGAUUUAUUUUUUGCAGUCCUAUUUAUCUACAGUAGGUAUAAGUUCUUUUGCUAGAAUAGGUCACUACAGAGAAGAUUAUAUUCUGAGAGAAAAAUAACUGACAUUAUACAUAACCAAUUAAUUUAAAGUGUUGCCAUUUUAAUCACACAUGGAGAGCAUGUACUAUGCCGAAACAGAUUGUUCUCUUCAUUUAUUUUUCUUUAUUGCCGUGGAUCGAUUUGAUAAAUGGGUGUGUUGAGAUACUACAUUUGCUGUACGUAUUAUUUAAUAAACUUUAUUCAGAAUUGCGUGGCA
Molecule: messenger RNA, 8311 nt
Organism: Lutra lutra (Eurasian river otter)
Lineage: Eukaryota; Metazoa; Chordata; Mammalia; Carnivora; Mustelidae
Gene: SORBS1
Product: sorbin and SH3 domain containing 1
Exons: 30
Coding region: 277-5019 (1580 amino acids)
Biological process (GO): cell-substrate adhesion
Cellular component (GO): cytoplasm; nucleus; cell-substrate junction
Molecular function (GO): protein binding
Source: RefSeq, a predicted model, not a curated record